AUGUCUUUCUCGUUCGGCUUUAGCGGCGAUGACAUCGAGGACGACGAUGGGGAUGCCACGGGCUCGCACGAUACCCUUACUAGCAAAAUCUCCGAGUACACACUGUCCGACUCAGCGCAGCCUCCAAAUGUCUCCAUCCGGCCACAAAGACAUUCGCUGGAAGAAUUGAGUCUCCUCCCCAAAGACACCGACUUCAACUCAAACAACCAUGGGGCCGAGGGAGAGACCACCCUCUACCGUCGCUCGGUGUUUGACAUCCGCGCUCAGCUUAUGGCCGAAGCGAACCCAUCCGCUGGACAAGGGGACACCGCCAACACGCUCCUCGCGGGCCUAGAGAGUGGUGACCUCUCCUCUGGCGUCUACGAGGGGGGUUUCAAGACGUGGGAAUGUGCCCUCGACCUGGCCUCCCUUGUCGACUCGGAACCAGCCUUUUCUGGCGGUGGCCGAGACGCCCCCGAUCUAGAUCCAGAGCAGCAGCAUUGGGAGGUCAUUGAACUUGGCGCGGGCAGCGCAGUUCCAACUCUGGCUCUCAUCCAAAAAUUCCUUGAGAGGAGGAAAACGCAUCCGACCCCUAGAGGGAGCCUCAAAGUGACGUUAUGCGACUACAACGUGGACGUCCUGCGACUGGCUACCGCGCCCAAUGUGCUCCUGAACUACCUGUUCGCUUCAGGGAAAGUGCCCCCGUCGCUCGAUGAGGGUGGCUGGGACGGAGACCUCGAUGUUGAAGAACUCGGAGGCGCGUCCUUCGUGAAGACUACCAUCCAGGACAUGGCAUCCGACAGCAUAUCGUUCGAUUUCAUCUCCGGGGCAUGGGGCCCGGAAUUCCUUGACCUCAUCCGUCAUUCACCAUCAUCGACGCCGCCGCACGAAUCAGGAAUGAUGGACCAGAAACUCCGACCACCAACAAACCUGCUCAUCCUCGCUUCCGAGACCAUCUACUCGCCCGCCUCGAUCAAGACCUUUUCAGAAACCGUCAUCGCUCUCCUCCACCUCCAGCGGAAUCCUUCUUCCCGGUCCCGCCGCCAAUCGGGGACCAGAAUCGAGGGAGAAGUGAUGACGGGACGCGGCAGUGCCCAGCCCCUUCCGCCCUCCACCAGGGCCUGGGUCGCCGCAAAAAGAGUCUACUUCGGCGUCGGGGGCGGCGUGGACGAGUUCGCUCGGGAAAUGGACAGGCUCGGCGCGAGGACUCGCGUGGUCAUGGACAUCAAGCAUGCAGGCGUGGGGAGGGUCGUGUUGGAGGUCACACUCCCAGCCCUGGCAGGAUAA
Molecule: messenger RNA, 1266 nt
Organism: Fonsecaea erecta
Lineage: Eukaryota; Fungi; Ascomycota; Eurotiomycetes; Chaetothyriales; Herpotrichiellaceae
Exons: 2
Coding region: 1-1266 (421 amino acids)
Biological process (GO): peptidyl-histidine methylation, to form tele-methylhistidine
Molecular function (GO): protein-L-histidine N-tele-methyltransferase activity
Source: RefSeq, a predicted model, not a curated record